AUGGCUGCUGUUCUGAUUCCCAGUUUCAUCCUCCUUAUGUGUUUCUGGAUCUCCCCUUCUUUGCAGCACAUAAGCGAGGCCGAACCCCUUGUGAGCUUCAAAAACUCGGUGAAGAUAACCAAAGGAGACCUAAACUCAUGGAAAAUAGGAACAGAUCCUUGCGGUGGAAAAUGGUUUGGUAUCUAUUGCCACAAGGGUCAAACAGUCACAGGGAUUCACGUCACACAGCUAGGCCUCUCAGGAACCAUUAUAGUCGAUGACCUAAAGGCUCUCCCAAAUCUUAAGACCGUUAGGCUUGACAACAACCUCCUCUCCGGCCAUCUCCCAAAUUUCUCCAUACUCCGCGGCCUUAAAUCUCUCAUGCUCUCUAACAACAGCUUCUCCGGAGAGAUCCCUGAUGGUUUCUUUAAGGACUUGCCACGGCUCAAGCGGCUGUUUCUUGACCACAACAAGUUCGUGGGAAACAUCCCUUCCUCCAUCAUGCAGCUCCCUGACCUAGAGGAGGUUCACCUGCAAGGUAACAAGUUCACUGGAGAGAUACCUCCACUGAGCGACGUCAACAAGAACAUGAAGAUCCUCGACCUCUCAGGAAACUUACUCGAAGGAGAGGUCCCUGAGAGCAUCCCAAAUAGGAAAAAUCUCACCGCAAACUUUGAAGGGAACGAAGACUUGUGCGGGAAGUCAAUAAACAUUGAAUGUGAAUCUGUUGAGGUAACGCCAUCCGGCCAAAUUACCCUGCCACCGACGACUCGCCCGGAAUCAACCCACGCGAGUGGCAUUGUGUACGCGAUCAUGCUCGCCCUAACGUUUCUUUGCACGUUCUUUAUCGUUGUGGGCGCUAUAAAGAGGCGGAACAAAAAGAAAAACGCCGAGUUUCGUAUGCUUGACAAAGAACGUCUAAGCGACCUAGAUGCCUUGCAAGUCAAGGUACCCGAAGUAAGCAAGAACCGCGGUGGAAACAUGGAUGUUGGUUCGACCAAGAAAGGUGGUGUAGGAGGAGGAGGAGGAGGAGGAGGAGGAGAAGUAGGUGGAGGGAUGAGUGACCUUGUGAUGGUGAAUAACGAGAAGGGCUCGUUUGGUUUGCCUCAUCUGAUGAAGGCUGCAGCCGAGGUGCUGGGAAACGGUAGCCUUGGUUCAGCUUACAUGGCGGUGAUGGCUAAUGGAUUAUCUGUUGUGGUGAAGAGGAUUAGGGAUAUGAAUAAAUUCGCACCUGAAGCUUUCGAUGUUGAGAUGAGACGGUUGGGGAAACUCCGACACCCUAAUGUUCUUACACCUCUAGCGUAUCAUUAUCGUCGUGAAGAGAAGCUUGUCGUGUCUGAAUACAUGCCUAACAGCAGCUUGCUUUACGUCUUGCACGGUGAUAGUGGGGAAUAUCGUCCGGAGCUAACUUGGGCAACAAGAUUGAAGAUCAUCAAAGGCGUGGCCCAAGGGAUGCAGUACUUGCACCAGGAGUUUGCGUCCUACGAUCUCCCACACGGUAACCUCAAAUCCAGCAACGUUCUGCUCAACGAGAACUACAAACCAGUGAUCAGUGACUACGCAUUCUUACCGUUUCUCGAGCCAAACAUUGCAUCUCAGACAUUGUUUGCUUACAAGACACCAGAAUUUGCGCAGAACCAACAAGUUUCACAUAAAUCAGACGUCUACUGCCUUGGAAUUAUAAUUCUAGAGAUCUUGACAGGGAAAUUUCCUUCUCAAUACGGUAAAGGCGGGACGGAUAUAGUUCAAUGGGUGCAAUCUUCGAUGGCUGCGCAGAAAGGAGAAGAACUUAUCGAUCCGGAGAUAGCAAAGAGUACUGAUUCGAUGCAACAGAUGCUGGAAUUGUUGCGGGUUGGGGCUGCUUGUAUUGCAUGUAAUCCAGAUGCGAGAUUAGACAUAAGGGAAGUUGUUAGAAGAAUAGAACAAGUGAAAACAUAA
Messenger RNA from Brassica oleracea var. oleracea, 1917 nucleotides. RefSeq names its product probable pollen receptor-like kinase 6. Lineage: Eukaryota; Viridiplantae; Streptophyta; Magnoliopsida; Brassicales; Brassicaceae. Bases 1 to 1917 code for a protein of 638 amino acids. The transcript is spliced from 2 exons. Gene Ontology annotation, biological process: protein phosphorylation. Gene Ontology annotation, molecular function: protein kinase activity; ATP binding; protein binding. The record is from RefSeq and is a predicted model, not a curated record.